CCCUCUGCGCGAAAAAGUUGCCCUUUAGGUCCCUUUUUAAACCCUUUCCCCUCUCACCCUAAACAAAUGCUCUCUAGCUCUUGAAGUCUCCCACGCCAGGGAAACCUAUCCAUGCCCUUCAUGAUUUUAUAAACCUCUAUAAGAUCACCCCUAACCCUCCUAUGCUCUAGGGAAAACAGCCCCAGCCUAUUCAGCCUGACGUUGUCUCUCAAAUCUACCAACCUGAGCAACACCCUAACAAAUUGUUUCUGAAGCCUUUCAAGUUUCACAAUAUCUUUUGUGCUCUUGUGAUUAUGUUCAGGGCUUAUGUAUUAUGUUCAGGGCUUAAGCGAGGGCAUUUCUUGAGGGGAAUUAACGUUCAAUUUUUUUUCUAAUCCUUAGGACCCUUUUAAUCUUUCCCUUCUUCCCUAAACCUAUGCUCUCUCGUUUGGGAGUCCCCUACCCAGGUAAAAGAUGUACAAAAGUUGAAUAGCCAGACAAAAUGCAAAAGGAGUAAAAUAGCGAGACGCAAGAGAAAAAGAAAUGUCGUUCCAGCCUUUUUUUUUAUUUCUCCUAUUGUCAUUUGAACACAAAAUCUGUCAGUAACACCAACAACCUCACCGAGCAUAUUGCGCAUGUUCGCCGGUGUCAGCAAGAAUCUUCUUGCUGUCCGCGGAAACGGCGCGCGACCUCCUUUCGUUAGACCAAUGGGGAAACUUGGAAGACCGGAAGGAGUGUGGUCCUCCUGCCAAUCAAAGCCCCCCCCCAUUGUCUGAAUGCGGAAAUUCGAUAAUGAGCUUACGAAGCUGCUGCUGAUGCUGCUUCUCCUUUCCGUCUGAAUGAAGAUUGAGCUUCACCCCAGACUGCGUCUGUCUCCCUCUGUCCAACAUCUGAAGUCACGCAGGGGAAAAAAUUCUGAAAACAAUUGACGCAUCAACUUCUGAUGGAGCCAUUUGAUUCUUUGGGAUUUGACUAUUAGCAUGUACUCAAACAGAAGAAAUGUUUGCUUUUUGUCUGCUUGAAAGAUUUUGGACACUGGUGUGGCAGGAACAAUACUGACUCACCUGAGUGAGGGAGGUUCAGUGCGCUGACUGUGAAAAGUGCUUCACCCCAUCUCCUCAGCUUAGGGGAUCAAAAUCUCACCCCUCACGGUGGGGGAAGACUGUGUACCCGUUCUGCUUGUAAUUUCAAACACAGCAACACAAGGAAAGUUCCCCCUCCAUGGAGAAACCGUGGAAAUGUGGGGACUGUGGGAAAGGAUUCUAUUCCCCAUCGGCGCUGGAAACUCACAGACGUGUUCACACUGGGGAGAGGCCGUUCAGCUGCUCUCAAUGUGGGCAGAGAUUCACUGCAUUAUCCCACCUCAUGAGACACCAGCGCGUACACACCAGGGAAAGGCCCUUCACCUGCUCAGUGUGCGGGAAAGGAUUCAGUCGGAUGAGCAACCUGCAGACUCACCAGCGGGCCCACACGGGAGAGAAGCCGUUCACGUGCCCCAUGUGUGGGAAGGGGUUUGCUCAGGCAUCUCGACUGUUAAUCCAUAAGCGGGUCCACACCGGGGAGAGGCCGUUCACCUGCUCUGUGUGCGGGAAGGGAUUCAGUCAGACGGGCAAUCUGCAGACGCACCAGCGGGCCCACACGGGAGAGAAGCCAUUCACCUGCCCUGUGUGUGGGAAGGGGUUUGCUCAAUCAUCUAGACUGUUAAUCCAUAAGCGGGUACAUACAGGGGAGAGGCCAUUCACCUGCUCAGUGUGCGGGAAGGGAUUCACUCAGUCAUCUACACUCCUGAUCCACCAGCGGGUACACACUGGGGAGAGGCCAUUCACCUGCUCCGUAUGCGGGAAGGGAUUCAGUCGGAUGGGCAACCUGCAGAAGCACCAGCGGGUCCACACGGGGGAGAAGCCAUUCACAUGCCCGGUGUGUGGGAAGGGGUUUGCUCAGUCAUCUACGCUGCUUGCCCACAAGCGGGUCCACACUGGGGAGAAGCCAUUCACCUGCUCCAUGUGCGGGCAGGGGUUCAGUCGGUUGGGUAACCUGCAGACGCAUCAGCGGGUCCAUACUGGGGAGAGACCAUUCACCUGCUCUCAGUGCGGGAAGGGAUUCAUCAAUUCUUCUGCCCUACUGACCCACCAGCGGGUCCACACUGGGCAGAGGCCAUUCACCUGCCCUGACUGCGGGAAGGGAUUUAUCAACUCUUCCACCCUGCUGAUCCACCAGCGGAUUCACACCGGGGAGAGGCCAUUCACCUGCUCUCAGUGCGGGAAGGGAUUUAUCAAUUCUUCCACCUUGCUGCUCCACCAGCGGGUCCACACCGGGGAGAGGCCAUUCAGCUGCUCUCAGUGCAGGAAGGGAUUCACCCGCUCCUCCCACCUGCGGAGGCACCAGCGAGUUCACACCGGGGAGAGGCCGUUCUCCUGCCCCGAGUGCGGGAAGGCCUUCAGCGAUUUCUCUGCCUUGCUGAUGCACCGGUGGGGCCACACGGGUGAGAGGCCCUUCAGCUGCCCUGAGUGCGGGAAGGCUUUCAGCAAAUCCUACUCCCUGCUGAGGCACCAGUGGGUCCACACCGGCAAGAGGCCCUUCAGCUGCCCCACGUGUGGAAAGGCCUUCAGCGAUUCCUCUGCCCUGCUGAACCACCGGAGAGUCCACACUGGUGAGAGGCCCUUCAGCUGCCUCGAGUGUAGGAAGGGUUUCACUCGCUACUCCCACCUUGUAUCCCACCAGCGGGUGCAUAGUGGCGAGAAGCCCUUCCACUGCCCCGAGUGCGGGAAGACUUUCAGUAAUUCCUCCAACCUGCUGACCCACCGGCGGGUCCACACCGGCGAGAGACCCUUCAGAUGCCCUGAGUGUGGGAAGGGCUUUACGUGCUCCUCUGACCUGCUGAAGCACCGGCGGGUCCACACUGGGGAGAGGCCCUUCAGCUGCCCCGAGUGUGAGAAGGGCUUUACCCAGUCCUCUGACCUUCUGGCCCACCUGCGAGUCCACACUGGGGAGAGGCCAUUUGCCUGCCCCGAGUGCAUGCGGAGGUUCACAUUGUCCAGCAACUUGCGGAAGCACCAGCGCAGGCACCAGCAUUCUCAACAAUCUGAUUCCCCCGGUGACACUGCUGUGGGUCACCCCCAGGACUGAACCUCCUGCCUGUUCUGACAGUGUGCACGGUGGGAGAGUUGGUGGGCUCUUUUUGUUUUCUGCUGGAAAUUCCCCCACUGCAAACCCCAACCUCAGCUCAGUGGCCACCAGGACCUGGGUUCGAUUCCACCCUCAGCAACUGUCUGUGUGGAGUUUGCAUGUUCUUCAUCCACGCCUGUGA
Molecule: messenger RNA, 3286 nt
Organism: Chiloscyllium plagiosum (whitespotted bambooshark)
Lineage: Eukaryota; Metazoa; Chordata; Chondrichthyes; Orectolobiformes; Hemiscylliidae
Source: RefSeq, a predicted model, not a curated record